AUGGUCACCCGACCGACAGAUGAGAGUGCACUGUACUCAAAGGUGGUAUACGUGGGUACUUCGCUUAUUGUAUUGGUCAUUUCCGUGUAUACGACUUUGUAUAGAUCUGUAGAGGAGUUAGAAUCUGCGGUAGUUUCCACGUCUGCGCCUUUAGACUUUCAAAUACUUGACGAAUUAAUUCAAGCCAAUUCAGCAAGUCACUUACGAUGGGGUACAUAUCGUCCGGGUCUAUAUUUGGGUAUACGAUCUCGUACGACGCCUAAUUUUGUGUCGGCUGGUCUUUUAUGGGGUUCACAAUUAGAAGAUGUAUCACAACUUCGACACCAAUGUCGUCAAGAAGACCAUUUACAACAGUAUGGCUGGUUGCAACACGAUGGAAAUAAUUUUGGAUUUCAAAAAAUAGCGGAUCAGUUUAAUCGACUGGAUUUGAAUACAAGUUACGUUCGAGUUCAAACAGAAGAAAUUGAAGGAUGGGUUGUUCGAGUGCAUACUGCUCCUUUGAUACCAAAGGACGAGCGAUUGAGUCGUCGAAAGAUCGAAAGGAAUAAGGCGUCGCUUUUUUUCUACAUAGAUCUGAGUUGUGAAGAUGAAAGUUUAGACCUGCAGUGUCGACAAAACCUUCAAAAUUUGAUGGAGAUUGUCAUUGAACCCAUGAUUUUGCAGCUGAAAGGGAAAGAGGAGGAGUGUCUGCAGAUGUUGCUGCAGAGUGAAGGCUAUGAAAAUAAAAAGUUGGAGCAAGACAUGGCACCACUCACUUUUCGCAUGCAAGUGCAGUUAAAGACACGCUCGAAUGUGCAUGGUGUAGAGCUACAUUAUGCUGGAUUUAAAGACACGAAUGUCAUCAAUGUUAAGGAUCGACUCGUGUCGUUGGCUCGGCAUCCUGGGGGUGAGGGUAGUACAGACUUGAAUUCAGACAAAGAAAUUUUACUUGAAAAUUUCAUUGAAGAGGGAAGCACUAUGAUUGUUGUACAAGCGAUUAUGGAUAUUGAUUAUGAAACGUUCCAGGAAGGCGACGUGACACUGGAUGUGUUGUUUAAUGAAGCCGUGUCAUCCAGUGCAGCUGAUAUUGAAAUUGGACCUAUUGAUUCAUUUAUUACUGAAAAGCUGGCUGAAUCUUCACAGCAGUUUGACAGCAAGUUUGAAGAUGCUUUCCAUUUAUCGACGAAAACAUGGCCAGAUGUUGAUGGAGUCGAAGUUCCAUUCAAUCAAAGCCUUGUAGACUUUGCCAAAGCGUCUUUUAGUAACUUGAUCGGAGGCACAGGCUACUUCUACGGUAGCUCGCUGGUGCAACAUGAUGAAAAGAAAUCUGAAAUUAUUGAAACACCAAUGAAGGCACUGUUUACAGCGGUCCCAUCGCGGUCAUUUUUUCCUCGUGGCUUUGUGUGGGAUGAAGGCUUUCAUCAAAUUGGUGUUUCUGCUUUUAACAAUGACAUUGCUCAAGAUAUCAUUGCUCACUGGUUUGGGCUGAUGGAAACAGAUGGCUACAUUGCCCGUGAGCAGAUCUUGGGUCAAGAUGCGCGUCGUCGAGUACCUUCCGAGUUUCUAGUUCAACAUGUAGAACACGCAAAUCCUCCAACUUUGCUGCUUGCAUUGGAAAAAAUGUUGCAUUGGUAUGAUUCUACAAAAUCAAUUACAGAACUGAAAGAGUUUGUGCGCGCAAUUUAUCCAUUUCUUAAGCGUUGGUAUGAUUGGUUUUUAAAGACACAAGUUGGUCCACAAGAUGCAAGUUUUCGCUGGCGUGGCCGUCGUGUAAGUGAUGGUAAGCUGAUCUCCAACACACUAUCAUCAGGAUUGGACGAUUAUCCGCGUGCAUCGUUUUCAAGCGACAGAGAGAUGCAUGUGGACUUGUUAUCGUGGAUGAUUCGCUCGAGUGAUGUCAUGGCAAAGCUUGCGAACUAUAUCAGUGAAGAAAGUGAUUCUCAGCUGUUCAUAAAAAAUAGUGCUCACUUUUUCACUGGACUUGAUCAGCAUCAUUGGAACGAGACUGCUCAGUCGUAUUUCGACGUUGGAGAGCACAGUGAAGAUGGUUUAAUUGAGUACCAGGUUGCUAUACGUUGUCGCAAUGAUCGGGGUCAAGUGAUCGAUGCUACAGCUCCAUUUCAGCAAAUCGAGACUAAAGAUGUUGAAUGUCCAAGUAGUCACCCUUUCUUUCUAUUUCCACUGGGUGACGGACGCGGUGGCUUGCAAAUGCUACCUGUGUUUGUUCCAGGCACAACGAAGCUGCAACACGUUAAACACGUUGGUUAUGUUAGUGUCUUUCCUCUUUUGUUAAAAGUUCUUCCGCCGGAUUCACCAAAAUUACUUGUAUUGCUGAAUCAAAUGACGGAUCCGACACAUUUGUGGUCACCGUUUGGAUUGCGGUCAUUGUCGACAAAAAAUCAAUUUUACGAGCAAGAGAACGCUCCCGGUGACAAUCCGUAUUGGCGUGGAGCUAUUUGGAUGAAUAUCAAUUACUUGGCUUUAGAUGCACUGCAUUAUUAUGCCCAGCCGAGUACGGGGAGUCCGUUUCAAGCUCAGUUUGCAUCAGCGUAUACUGCACUUCGAGCAAACGUGAUUGCCAAUGUAUACCGUGAGUACGAGCGUACUGGAUUCUUGUGGGAGCAGUAUAAUGGUGAUAUUAAUGCUGGACAUCGAUACGGUCAGGGACAGCGGUGUCAUCCCUUUUCGGGCUGGACAGCACUCGUGGUGAACAUAAUGGCAGAACUUUACUAA
Messenger RNA from Plasmopara halstedii, 2712 nucleotides. RefSeq names its product mannosyl-oligosaccharide glucosidase-like. NCBI's taxonomy places the organism in Eukaryota, Oomycota, Peronosporomycetes, Peronosporales, Peronosporaceae. Gene Ontology annotation, cellular component: endoplasmic reticulum membrane. Gene Ontology annotation, biological process: protein N-linked glycosylation; oligosaccharide metabolic process. The record is from RefSeq and is a predicted model, not a curated record. The coding region runs from base 1 to 2712 and encodes 903 amino acids. Gene Ontology annotation, molecular function: Glc3Man9GlcNAc2 oligosaccharide glucosidase activity. The transcript has a single exon.